This is a messenger RNA of Dermatophagoides farinae (American house dust mite), 907 nucleotides long. RefSeq names its product superoxide dismutase 2 (gene Sod2). Gene Ontology annotation, biological process: superoxide metabolic process. Lineage: Eukaryota; Metazoa; Arthropoda; Arachnida; Sarcoptiformes; Pyroglyphidae. Gene Ontology annotation, molecular function: superoxide dismutase activity; manganese ion binding. Gene Ontology annotation, cellular component: mitochondrion. The record is from RefSeq and is a predicted model, not a curated record.
ACUAUUUACACCGAUUGAACCUAUGAAGUUUAAUUGGAGUUUUUUUUGGAUAAUUUUUUUUUUCAUUCCUUCGCGAACUUUUUUUUGUUGAUUGAUUCUUCACUGACUGUCACUAAUACAAAAUGCUUUCUUUAAUUAGAACUUCGUCAAUGAUACGAUGUCCUUCAAUUUUGGCUAGAACAUUGAAUGUACCUUCGACACAACAACAAUGUACAAAGGCUACUUUACCCGAUCUUCCAUAUGAUUACAAUGCUUUGGAACCAGUAAUUUCUACUGAAAUUAUGCAAUUACAUCACAGUAAACAUCAUCAAGCUUAUGUUAACAAUUUGAAUGUUGCAUUAGAAAAAAUGGAAGAAGCCAAGUCAAAAAAUGAUGUCAAAACAAUUAUCGAAUUGGAACCAGCCUUACGAUUUAAUGGUGGUGGCCAUAUCAAUCAUUCAAUUUUCUGGCAUAAUCUAGCACCAGUUGGAAAUGGUGGUGAACCGAAAGGCGAAUUAUUACAAGCGAUUAAUUCAUGUUUUGGAUCGAUCGAUAAUAUGAAAGCUCGUGUUAGUCAAUUGGCUAUUGGUGUACAAGGUUCCGGAUGGGCAUGGCUUGGUCGUUGUCCGAAAAGUGGACAACUUCGUGCAGUUGCCUGUCCCAAUCAAGAUCCAUUAGAACCGACAACCGGUUUGAUUCCAUUAUUUGGCAUUGAUGUCUGGGAACAUGCCUAUUAUUUGCAAUAUAAAAAUGUUCGACCAGAUUAUGUUAAUGCCAUUUGGAAAGUAGCCAAUUGGAAUGAUAUCGAACAACGAUUUAUGGCUGCUAAACCAAAAUGAAUGAAUUAUGUUUUUAUUGUUUAAACUUUAUUAAUCACCAGUGAUACAGUAAUAAUAAUAAUAAUAAAAAAUAAUCAUUUUAGAUAUCA